Molecule: messenger RNA, 6902 nt
Organism: Patiria miniata (bat star)
Lineage: Eukaryota; Metazoa; Echinodermata; Asteroidea; Valvatida; Asterinidae
Gene: heatr5b
Product: HEAT repeat-containing protein 5B-like
Exons: 36
Coding region: 346-6495 (2049 amino acids)
Biological process (GO): intracellular protein localization; endocytosis; retrograde transport, endosome to Golgi
Cellular component (GO): endocytic vesicle; membrane; Golgi apparatus
Source: RefSeq, a predicted model, not a curated record
CACGGUUCGCGAAUGGGCAACUUCGACCCACACAUGUUAUAAUAAUGUCCCACUCCCCCUCUUCUUCGAGACUGUGAUGAAACGCUGAGCAGAUUUUAAUGAAAUUGGAUUGAAUUGCAGCGGAAUCGGAUACAUAUCAACGUCAGAAUCAAAACAGAAUUGAUAUUCUUCGAGAUCGGCGUCAAAUCAGUUUAUUUCAAGAUGCAUUCUUGCACUGCUUGAGACUGCAACAGCGCCGCAGAAAAAAGCCCUCCAAACUCUUGAGAAUUCACACUGGGUAGUACACACAGCACCGACGAGGACAACAAAGACCAAUCGGGUUAUGGUUCUGACGAGGAGGCAGUGAUGGAGUUAUCUCAUAGCUUACUGCUCAAUGAGCAGGCCCUGGCCCAGAUAGCCGAGUCCAAGCGACCCAUCUUCAUCUAUGAGUGGCUGCGCUUCCUGGAUAAAGUCUUGGUGGCUGCACAGAAGUCUGACUUGAAAGGCUCCCAGAAGAAGUUGGUCGCCCAGCUAACCAGUCAGAUCACAGAGUCUCCCGGACCCCCAACGAGGGCGCUACUCGGCAAAUGCAUCGGGACCGUCUACAGCGUCGGCGAUUCCUAUGACCUGCUGGAAACCUCCAACUUCUGCAAUGACAUCAUCAGAAACAAGGACGAUUCGCCCAGCUUUCUGCCGUCGAGAUUGGCUGCAGUUGCUGUUCUUGGCGCAAUGUACGAGAAACUUGGUCGCAUGAUGGGAAGUAGUUUUCCAGAAACCAUUCAAGGCCUUGUGAAAGCAUUAAAAAAUGCCGAGUCAACAGGCCGUUGUGAGAUCAUGCUGUGCCUGCAGAGGAUCGUGAAGGGCCUGGGCUCAGCGGCUCAAUCCUACCAUCGAGAUAUCUACAAGGCUGUCCGCAACGCCCUGCAGGACAGGAGCAUGGCAGUCCGGUGUGCUGCUGCCAAGUGCAUGCUGGAGUUGGUGAAAGAAGGCAACUUUCUGCACACAACAGAGCUGGAGAACAUGGUCUCGACGUGCUUCCGUGCACUGGAUGGCUCCAACUAUGACGUCCGCAGUGCAGUGUCCAAGCUUCUUGGAGUUCUGCUGGCCACAACUCAGACCAACAUUUCGAAAGACCCUAGAGCCAAGCGCUCCAGCAUCGACGAUGUCUACAAUCUCCUGUCGGUGGGCUUCAUCAAGGGGACGUCCGGCUUCCUCAAAGCGGGCGGAGGAGAGCAGAAAGGGGGCGGGAUGAUCAACAGGGAGGUCCGGGUCGGAUUCACUCAUGCCUACGUGGUCUUGGUCCGGACCCUGGGCGGUCUCUGGCUGGAGCGCAACCUCCAGCUGUUCCUGGAGAGGGUCUUUGACAUCGUGGCCAACCCCCGCUCCACCCCUACCCACGUGGAUGCCGUCUAUCUCCGCCGCUGCGUCACCUUCAUCCUGCGCUCCACCCUGGGGGACAUGCUGGGAGAGAAGGCCCAAGUCUCCUGCUGCAAGCAGCUGUGUGGGAUCAUCACCAACUACAUGAACUCUGUCGCUGAGCCGAGUGACAGCGGUGGUCACACCCACGACAACUCCAACACACAGCACGUCUUGAUAUGUGCCAUGCAGGAGCUAGGCAGUCUGGUCAAGUCCCUGUCUACCUGCGCCAGUAGUUUGGUUACCGAACCCAAUGCUAACAUGUGUGACGCAGUAGCCAGCGUACUCCUGCACCCGAGCCCAGCGGCCCGUCUAGCCGCAGCCUGGUGCCUGCGUUGCAUCGCUGUGGCCCUGCCCUCCCAGCUCACGCCAUUGCUGGACCGCUGCACCGACAGGCUCCACAACCUGAAGAGUUCCCCCGAGGCUGUGUCGGGUUACAGCUUUGCCAUCGCCACCCUGCUGGGAGGGGUGCGGGACUGCCCGCUGGGGAUCCCUCACGCCAAGGGGAAGGUCAUAUUCAGUAUUGCCGAGGAUUUACUCAGAACAGCCUCUCAGAACAGCCGGAUGUCUCUGCACAGAACACAGGCCAGCUGGCUUAUACUAGGUGCUGUCAUGACGUUAGGUACUCCAGUAGUCCGGAACCACCUGCCCAGGCUGCUCCUGCUCUGGCGUAACGCAUUCCCAAGAUCGUCCAAGGAGCUGGAGUCUGAGAAGGCCAGGGGAGAUGCGUUCACGUGGCAGGUCACGUUAGAAGGACGAGCAGGAGCACUUUGUGCCAUGCAGAGCUUCAUUACUCAUUGUCGUGAUUUAGUGACUGACGACGUCAUUAGGAGAUGCAUGACACCUUUGGAGUGUGCCAUGUCUAUGCUUGCGGAGAUUCACACAGUGAUCAAGUCUUGCGGUGCCCACCUCAAGGCCAGUGCAGCUAUGGUUCGACUCAGACUGUAUGAAGUGUUGAGGCUUUUGCCUCCCACAUCCUAUGAAAGUAGCUUCACAGCCCUGCUGCGCGAGCUUGUAGCCGAGUUCACGCUGACGGACAACGCAGCCAACACCACCACCUCCCUGAUGCGCUCGCUGUGCCACGAGAACGACUCCAUCAUCCUUCAGAGCUGGAUCACCGAGACCGACCACAAGUCGGUGGAGCUACAGCUGCAGCCCAACAGUGCCUCAGGGUCUGGGGCCCUGGAGCACGAUCCGUCGUCACUGUACUGGAAAGCAAUCAAGGGUGAAGACGUUCCUGGACCCCUUCCACUAGGCGUGGCCGUCAUUGACGCCUCAGUCUCUCUCUUUGGUGCCGUUAUACCCCACGUCGCCGACAAACACCGCCUGAAAAUACUGGAGCAUUUUGGGGAGUGUAUCAGGCAAGCCAAGUCGGCCAGACAACAAGCAGUUCAGAUCAACGUCUUCACGGCUGUUCUUAGUGCUCUCAAGGGCUUAGCAGACAACAAACGCAGACUUAAGCAUAGUGGUGUCAGAGCAGCAGCGAAUAAUCUGAUCAUGAAUGCCUUGACCAAUUCCAAUCCCAUCCUGCGCUGCGCUGCCGGCGAGGCCCUAGGGAGGAUGGCCCAGAUGGGAGGAGACAACUCCUUCAUUGCGCAGACUGCUCAGAUGUGCUUUGAUAGACUCAAGACAGCAAGAGAUGCUGUCUCCAGAACAGGCAACUCCCUGGCCUUAGGAUGUCUUCACAGGUACGUGGGUGGCAUGGGGGCAGGCCAGCACCUCAACACCAGCGUCAGUAUCCUGCUUGCCCUGGCGCAGGACUCAACCUCCCCUACAGUACAGAUGUGGGCAUUGCAUGCACUAGCCCUGAUAGCGGAUUCGGGUGGUCCCAUGUUCCGCUCCUACGUGGAGCCCACCUUGUCUCUCGUCCUGACCUUGCUUCUUAGUGUACCUCCCUCCAACGUGGAGGUCCAUCAGUGUCUGGGUCGAUGCCUAGCUGCCCUGAUCACAACACUGGGACCUGAACUACAAGGUAACAAGGGUAACCUAGCCACAGCGCGGACAUCCUGCCUGGUAGCCUGCACCAUCAUGCAGGAUCACCCAGACUCCUUGGUUGGUUCCGAGGCCAUCGCCUGCUUACAGCAGCUGCACAUGUUCGCUCCGAGGCACGUCAACCUUACCAGCUUGGUUCCUCACCUUUGCAAAUCCCUUGGUAGCCAGCAUCUGUUACUACGCCGUGCUGCCGUGGCCUGCCUGAGGCAGCUGUCCCAGCGUGAGGCCCACGAGGUGUGUGAAUACGCCAAGAGCUUAGCCAAGGACCCCAGGGAUGUCAGCACGGCUGUCACGGACGGUGUGGUUAUCACAGAGACUGGCCUGGAAGGGGUUCUCUUCAGUAUGCUAGACAAGGAAACCGAUCAGCGACUCCUGUCCGACAUCCACGACACCUUGAUCAGUAUGCUGCAUGAGCUGUCAGGGAAAGACCUGGCAAGGUGGCUGACGUUGUGCAAGACUGUGCUGUCGGCUUCCAAAGAGAGUGGAGGCGGUACUCCCAAGCCAGACCACAAUCGCAAAGGUGCCGAGGAAAAGGAUGACAAAGACGAAGAUCAAGAGGUUGAUGACUCGGCCAAGUUUAAGACAGGGGAGAAAGUCAACACGCAUCCUCCAGUGGCACCACGGUGGCCCACACGAGUCUUUGCAGCUGACAGCGUACGGCGAGUCAUCCAAGUGUGUGACGGCAACACGGUGCACUUUGACCUUGCUCUGGCCCGAGAAAUGAAGGCAAAGACAUCACAGGACAACUACCUGGUGUUGCAUCUGUCAGACCUGGUCCGGACGGCGUUCAUUGCUGCCACCUCGGAGAGCAGCCAGUUGAGGAAUGCAGGCCUUCUGCUCCUUCAGGACAUUAUCAACAAGUUUGCCCGGGUGCCGGAACCGGAGUUCCCUGGACACUUCAUCAUGGAACAGUACCAAGCCCAGGUGGGGGCAGCUUUGCGGCCAGCCUUUUCCCCCGACACUCCCUCUGAUGUAACGGCCAUGGCCUGUCAGGUUUCUAGUGCAUGGAUCGGUAGCGGUGUGGCCCAUGAUCUGAACGACCUACGGCGAGUCCAUCAGCUCUUGGUCUCCUCGCUCGCCAAGCUGCAGGUGGGGAAGGGCGCCCCCGCUCAGAUUUACAGCGAGAGCGCUUCCACCAUGGAGAAACUGGCCGUCAUCAAGGCCUGGGCAGAGGUUUACAUUGUAGCCAUGAAGCAGCAUCUAAGCCCUCCCGAGCCCACCAGCGACCGGGACGGUUAUCAUGGCAACAACGACCCCUCCGCGGACAGCCUCCUGAAUCUAGUCCAACCCGAGCUGGUCUCCCUCAGCAAGUACUGGCUGGCCGCGCUACGGGACCACGCCCUGCUGGCCCUCCCGCCGGACUUCGCCAGCCAGUUACCCCAGGACGGCGGGGCCUUCUACAACUCGGAUGCCAUCUCCACCACCCGGCCCCACUACCAGCGGGCCUGGUCGCCUAUCGUCUACGCGGCCGCCCUCUGGCUCAACAAUGGCGGCUUCCAGACCAUUGAGAGGAACGCUGAUGGGAGCUUUGGCAGUCUGGCGGGCAGUGGGCCUGUCCUGCCGGGCAUGGGGGUUCCAUUGAGCAUGGCAGCGGGGAAGGCCUCUGAACACUUGAAAGAGGAUUACUUCCAUCUCAUACUAGGUGUCUGCGUGGAAGCCCUGUCCAGCCAGCGGUCAGCCGAACCCAUCCAGAGUGUCCACUACUGCCUGCAGGCCGUCCAGACCCUACUGGACUCUGCCUGGCCCAGGGCUCAGCUCAGCUCCAACCCCUCGCUGGCCGUGGAGCUCCUGAACGUCAUGCACCGGCUGCUGCUGACCAGGGAGACACUGAGCACUCAUCUGCUGGUCACGGGGGUGGUCAAGAGGGUCAUUCAGGCCAUGGAGGAAAGACUGGCCGAGGAAAGCAAAGACAAUGGUGAGAUCUCUGGGGCCAAUCCAAGUGGCGGGGGCGGAGUCUUCCAAGAAGAGGGUGGGGAGAGCGGUGACAUCGUCCCGGGCAACUCGGUAGUCUUUGCCACUCUUGAGGUCUGUCUAUGCCUGCUGGUCAGGCAGCUACCAGCCCUCAACCCCACCGCCUCCAGCGCCAUCAUCCAGAGCUACGCCAAGAACGCCGGGUUGUCUGAGGAGGCCAGCGUGCUCAUAUCCACCACCGUUGCUAUCAUGGCCGGCCUGCCGGAGCUUUGCUCACCCACAGGCAGUGUAUCAGUACUUCCCACAAUCCUCUUCCUAACCACGGGGGUGCUGCGAGAGACAGCUGAGCCCUCCAUCGACGGCAAGAUUGCCCCCACGGUCUCCGCCUCGCUCCAGGCACUGCGAACCCUGACACAGUCACGACAUCUCAACAACCCGGCCUGUGUCAAGGAGUGGGUCAGGUUACUGCGCAGUGCGCUGGCCACUGUGCUGGACUUUGCCAGACCAGGCAAAGACAAGACAGGUGUUGAUGAGAACAGUGUUCUCUUAGCAGUUGCUGUCUUCGUCUCUUCUGCACCUACAUCCGUCUCGGCCGUUCCAGGCCUCCAGUGCCAAGCCAUUGAACUCUUCAAGAAGACCAUGCACUCCGACGAACCAUUGGUGAAACUGAAGAGUCUCCAGACCAUGUGUUCCAUCUUCCAGUGCAAGCACCGUGAGAUUGCAACCCCGUUCAUCCACGCGCUGGGGCCCAGGGUGGUGGAGUAUCUCCACGGUGUAGGCAGCAACAAGCCAGACAAGGACGAUGAGGUGCCGGUAGUCCUAGAGGCUAUCAGAGUCCUUGAGGUGCUAGUCAGUUUGACGGAAGAAGCCCACAGGGUGCAGCUCUUGGCUCUCCUAGUACCUAUCCUGAUCAGUCUCCUAGUACCAACCACCAUCCUACCUUCCACCUCCAGGCAGAGCCGAACCCUCCACGAACAAGCCCUGCAGAAGCUCAUGAAGAUCGGUCCCAACUACCCCGCGGCCUUCAAGUCCGUCAUCGGCUCGGCGCCUGACCUAAAGGCCAAGCUAGAGGGCGCCAUCCGUGCCAACCAGGCGGCCGUGAACAAGCAGAAGACGCAGCACGUGCAGCUCAAGCAGGUUGCGCCGGCAGCUCCCAGCAUCAAACUGAAGAUGGACUUCAGUAACUUCAGUGGAUGAAGCUUCCACUGCCACACCAACCCCUAGAGUUGUGGCCAAGUCAAUCACAAGAUCAAUCACAUGUCUGUCAGAUGUAUUUAUGAGUCAGUCAUAGGUCAAACAUUAGUCAAAUCACAAAUCAAAUUGCAACAACUUGAAGCAUAAGUGAAAUCUAAUGUCAAACGCAAGUCAAAACACAAGUCAACUCACAAGUCUAUCACAAAUCAAGGUACAAGGCAAUCACAAGUAUGGUCAAAAGGGGAUGAACAGUGAUUAUUUAACCCUAACCCUGCCAGAUGCAACACGUGUAUCAGGUGGAAAAGCCUGGUGCACUUUGAUGCAUUCAGCUGUCAACGCCAGUACAUGAACGGCCAGUUCUGUAACAAUGAGCGCUAGUCUCACUAAACAAAGCCACAGUUGUAUCCUGC